Ectocarpus siliculosus is the source of this 978-nucleotide messenger RNA. The record is from the annotation of a GenBank genome assembly. Lineage: Eukaryota; Phaeophyceae; Ectocarpales; Ectocarpaceae.
AUGGCCCUCUCAGAUGCAUUGGCGGCCCUCGAAGCUCAGACUGGAGUCAGUGAGAUGCCGCCCCUUGAGUCGAGUCAUGUUGAUCGUAUGAAGCAGGCGAUUGAGGCGGCUGGAGGUUUACCGAUUGAGCGUGAUUGUCGCAAAGAGAUCUUGGGGGUGAAUGAAGCUGACCUCGCUGAGGUGAUUCUACCGCUGUGCACCUGGCUCAAAGGAAUCACCCAAGGUCCGAGCGGGGAAGGAGAGCGAGUGUUGGUGGGUUUGUGCGGAUCUGCAGCUGCGGGGAAGUCGACGCUGGCCCAGAUACUCUGCGCAGCAUAUGGCAUCAUUUGGGGCGCUUCAUCUAUUCAAUGCGUAAGCAUGGAUGCAUACAGCUAUCCCAACGCGCACCUUGCCGCAGAAGUGACGGAGUACCUCGGGCGUGCUUGCACCCUCAAGGAUAUCAAGGGUCUCCCGAAGACAUUGGACUGUGCAUCGCUCCUGCGAGAUCUGGGCCGUUUGCGUACCCCGAGCAAGGAGAGCAUAAAGCUCCCAGCAUAUAGCAGAGACCUUCACGACCCCGUGCCGGACAGUGUGACGGUAGCACCCGAUUGCCGUGUCGUCCUUGUCGAAGGGCUCCACCUUCUUCAUCAAGAAGGUCUAUGGAAGGAAAUCUCCGCCGCUCUACACCGCACAAUAUUCCUCGACAUUUCGCGCUCCGUUUGCUUCGAUAGAGUUGUGGGGAGGAAAGUGGCCAAUGGCCGAUCGAGGGAAUCCUCUGAAUCCCACUUUGAUCGGGUAGAUGGGCCUGUUUGGGACCAAUUGCAGGAGGAAAAAAAACGAGCAGAUCUCGUCCUAGUUGUACAGCCCACAAGUGAUCGCCAACUAUGGGUUUCAAACAUCGUAACGAAGUUGGCGCGUGGCGAGCCGCAACCGGUACCACAGGAGUUGUAGAGAUUGGCGUCCACGUGACGAUGGCCUUCUCCCUGCAACCCUCGCGCA